Messenger RNA from Stegostoma tigrinum, 3548 nucleotides. It is a transcript of the gene dusp28, whose product is annotated as dual specificity phosphatase 28. Gene Ontology annotation, cellular component: cytoplasm. Gene Ontology annotation, biological process: protein dephosphorylation. Gene Ontology annotation, molecular function: MAP kinase tyrosine/serine/threonine phosphatase activity. Bases 184 to 648 code for a protein of 154 amino acids. The record is from RefSeq and is a predicted model, not a curated record. Lineage: Eukaryota; Metazoa; Chordata; Chondrichthyes; Orectolobiformes; Stegostomatidae. The transcript is spliced from 2 exons.
GGAUUACCGGUCUGCUUCCAGAGAAGGAGAGAGAUGCACUUUGCAGUGCCCAGAAUGUCCCCAUUACAGGCUCACUUUGUUGCUGUCAGUCAGUAUACCUGGACUGAGACAAAGUCUUAGGGACUAGUUUUGAUAACUUUAAGGUAGGGUGGGGACCCACCAGAAGUCAGCUUCACUUGUCAGAUGUUGCAUCUGUGCACGCUGAGUGAGUCGCUGUUGAUCAGUAACUCCCGGUCCGCCUGCGACGCCGAGCUGCUAUGCAGGGAGGGGGUGACUUUCUGCAUCAACGUGUCGAAGCAGCAGCCGUUCCCGGCGCUGAAGAUCAGCGGCAUGCGGGUGCCGGUCUUUGACGAGCCGGCCGAGAAUCUCUACAAGUACUUCGACCGGUGCGCGGACGCGAUCGAAGACACGGGCAAGCAGGGAGGCAGGACCCUGGUCUACUGCAAGAACGGCCGCAGCCGCUCAGCAGCGAUCUGCACCGCUUACUUCAUGAAGCACCGCUCCCUCUCCCUCCAGGAGGCGUUCGGGCACGUGAGAUCAGCCAGGCCAGCUGUAGAGCCCAAUGAGGGAUUUUGGGAGCAACUUCAACGAUAUGAGAGUGAACUUCAAUCCAGGAGGACUGGGGCUCUUUCUUCAGCCAGUGGAUAAAUAUGUCAAGCAGUACAUCAGCCUUUGCUCUGAAAUAGUUCCCUUGAGACAUGCUUCACUGAUAUUAAGAGAGAAUCCAUACUGGAUGCUACUGUCAUUCAGUUAUUUUGCCUUAUUUUGUCAUGCUUCACUGUUUCAACAAGGAUGCCGUCAUGAUUUCAUCUGAUUGUAAUGUAUGAUACUGUCGUUCCAUAAUGCAUUUUGGUCAGGUUCUGCUGAUCCUCUACUAGUAUCGACCUAUUGUAACAAAGUAUUUGGGGGCUGGAGGGCUUACACAAGGGACGGGUCAUGAGUUUAUUGGCCCUUUCAACAUUGCACAUUAAUGUCCAUCUCCAGCCUUUUGCCUCUACGUUCUUUACACAUUUGUCACUUCUCAAAUCUGUGCAUAUCAUUCCCGGAACACCAUUUAAAAUCCUUCCAGUUAAAUUUUGACAAGGCCAAAACAACUCCAAUUUGAAAAAAAAUGAUAUCCUGUGCAAAUGUGACAGAUUUGCAGAAUGUCUCCUCAUCCUUCUCAAUCUGAUUGCAGCCAUUGAUACAAUGAUCACUCCAAAAUCUACCAACACCUCUCCAUUGUUCUCCAACAAGGCCGAAUGAUACUCUCCUGGCUGAAUACUUUGUUUGCCAGAAAGUCAUGCCAAUGGCUUUUUGUCCUGCCCUGCACCAUCACCUCUGUAGCCCAUGUAUUCUUGGCCCCUCCUAACUCUCAUCCAAACGCUGCCUGCGGGUGAUAAGAAUUAAAUCCGCAUCAGUCGCCAGACAUAAACUGACAACACCCACCACUUGGAUAGACUUUUUCCAUCUCCAUAAGAUCGUCUGCCUCAACUUAUUGUUUUCUGAAACCCUGCCUCAUUGAUGACUUUGUUCCCUCUAGACAUGACUACUCUGACUCAGCCUUGCCUGACCACCUGCACUCCACCCUUGGUAACUCCACAGAUCAAAGCCGAACUUGCUGGGUCUAUUUUAACUCUCACCAACUUUCUUUCAUCCUUCUCCUCUGUGCUUGCAGACAUUCAUUUGGCAAUUCCUCAAUUUCUGAAUUCUCAGCCUUGUUUGAAAAUCAAUUGAUCACCUUGCCCCACCUGACCUGUGGACACUCCUCCAGCCCCUCCAACCCACUGAGGUUAUUUUGUUCCUCCAGUUCUGUGCCUUGUGCAUUCCUGAUUUUAAUCACUUCGCUGGAGGUUUUGACUGGAUCCUCUUGAAUUCCCUCCCCUCAGCUCUCUGCCUCAGUUCCCUCCUUGACAUUCCUCAGAACCAAACUCUUUACCUAAUCUUUCUGUUAUUCCUGUGAUGCCACCUUAUGCAGCUCAGUUUCAAGUUCGAUAUUACAUUGCUCCUGCGAAGCAUCAUGUGAUACUUCAUUGCCUUAAAAGCAUGAUGUCAUUUCAGAUUGUUGUUGAUGUUAUAGGACAAGUGCUACGAUAUUUUUUAGUUGUUCAAAGUGUACUUCGUUUGCCUGAAAAAACAAUGACAAACAGAGGUCUUGUGGAGCAUUGGAUCCAGGAAGACUAAGCUCAAGCCUGACUCUAAGACUCAAUGCCCUAGGACGGUGUGUCAUAAAGUGGCCAAGCAGGUGGGAUGAGGUUAGUAGGGCCGCACCCCCAUCUACCUACUAACUUCAUCCCACCUCCUUGACCUGUCCGUCUUCCCUGACUGACCUAUCCCCUCCCUACCUCCCCACCUAUACUCUCUCCACCUAUCUUCUUUACUCUCCAUCUUCGGUCCACCUCCCCCUCUCUCCCUAUUUAUUCCAGUUCCCUCUCCCCAUCCCCCUCUCUGAUGAAGGGUCUAGGCCCGAAACGUCAGCUUUUGUGCUCCUGAGAUGCUGGUUGGCCUGCUGUGUUCAUCCAGCCUCACAUUUUACACACUUCUCAUUGUUGGCUGUCACACCCUAUUUAUCAGGGCCACAACUAUUCAUGAUUUUGAGUGGCUGGAUCAAAUUAACCUCUUAACUAUCCCUUGAUUGAAGAAGAAUCAUUUCUGCCUAGUCUCUCCUCAUAAAUGAAGCCUCUUACUCUUUGUAUCCCUUAGGUUAAUUUUCUCUGCCCUCUCUCUGUUGCCUUGACAUCUAUCCUUAUGUGUGAUGCCCAGAUACUCCAACAGGGUCCAAACCAAUGACAUGUAGAGGUUGACCCAAAGGAUUUACAACAUCUGACCUGAAAAAGUAGAUCCAUUUGCCUGCAUGGCUCAAGCAGGCUUUUAAAGGAAGGCCAAAGCUUCUGAUCAGAAUAGGCGGGAGGAUGUCUAAAUUCUUGUGGCAUUUCUGCAAGAUGGCAGCAGAGUAGGCUCAUCCAUGCCAUCUGCUCAUCUUCUGUUUUUUACUUCUUUUCUCAUUUAUUUUAAAUUAUUUUUCGACUAACUACUGUCUGGAGAGAGGCAGUGGUAUCGGGCUGGCUAAAUCAGAUGGGUCAACUAGAUGGCCAAUGUGAGGUAGCGGUUGGGUGCCUGACCCAGGACUCUGGGCGAAUUCCCAACGCCUGGCGUGCAGACUGAAGUAAAGGCCGAGGACCGACUCGUGGACCCAAGGCAAGACCUGGCGCCGAUGCUGCCUGGAACAGGGCUUUGGCGGUCCGCUGUGUGGCAGUGACGGAAAGCCUGAACUGGGACUAUGGUGGGUCUGAGAUCCCAGGAGUGAGUCCAACUUGACGAUGGCAGUUCCCCCGUCAUCUGCAGUGGCGACGAGAACAGGGGAGACCGAGCCAGCACAGGGAAAGAGUGCGAAAGAGAAGAGGAUCGACUCAUUGUAGGAAGUGCAGUCACAGCAUGGCUAAGCACGUAAGGAAACCUGUAAUGGUUGAACUUUUAGCUUUAUUGCUUGACUUAAUACUAAGAAGGACUGUAAUGUGUAAUACUGUGUGUGGCAACAUUAAAAACUUUUCACUGUACUUCUGUAUUGA